AACAACAAAGUGGAGUCGACCACAGAAAGUGAAUUCUCAUCGCCCUCAUCAUCAUCACCAUCACCAGCAUCAUCGCCGUCUACGACGACGGCCAGCGCCACAAUAUCACCUUCGUCAUCGGAUCACUGGCACACGGAAGCAGGCAGUUUGGAACACGCUCUUCAGGACAAGACAUCAGCGAACUCUUCAGACAUUGGGAAUAUUGAGGCAAACGAAUCGCAGUCCACCGAGACAGGGUUGCCAAACAGAAACACGACGGAGAAAGCAAAUCUGGUGCUGAUACAGCAGCCUUUGGGGCCGCUCAAGGCAACCGCGUCAGCGAGUGGCGUUGGUGGCGGAGAUGAGAGCAACGUAACCACAACCAUAACGACGGCUGCUAACAGUGAAGUUUUGUCGACGGCAGCAGCCAGUGGCGGACUGAUUAGCAGCAAAGUUCCCUCAAUUUCGAUAUUUCCCUUGCCCGCCACCACAACGGUGCGCUCAAUUUCCACCGCGAAUAAGGCCACUUCCCCUCCGUUGGCCUUUAUUACGUCCACCGCUGGAGCGAAGACGACCACACUGGUGAGGAGUGUUCCCAGUUUGGUUUUGCAGUCGCAAAGACCGCAGCAACAACACCAAUACCAGCAGACCGACAAAUGCACAAUUUUGAAAUUCGAUGUCGUCCGUAAGUCAACCAAUCUCCUCUCCUCAUCGACGGCGACAUCUUCGGCAUCCGUGACACCGCAUGCGGUUGCUGUGACUGCCUCCUCGUCAUCUUCCGCAACGGCGCUGGGCAGUGAGACCACACUUGUCAUUCCCAGCUCUGCUGUUCACAUCACCAAUCAGCAAGAUCUCGAUGAACUCGACGAUCUUUCUCAACGCCAGCAAUUGCAGCAGCAGCAACACCAACAACAGUCACACAUUAUCUCCAAUCAGCCCAUCAUAGUAAAAAUCGAACCAACCCAGGCAUUUCACAUUGUCGACGAAAACGACACCAGAGUCCUUAGCCUGCCGCUAACCGAUAGCGAUAAGGUGGGGGCAAGUUGGAUUGAUCUAAAGGACAUUGCUGGCCUGCAAACGGCUUCGGGGACCACACUCCUGGACGUUUGCUUUGAGCCGGUGCCACCACUCACGGCCACCAGCAACUCAUCGGUAACAACAGUCUCCCCAAUGACCGUGGACAUUCCAACGGAUAUUCUGGUCAAGCGGCAAACUGUCUCCAAAGCCAUACUGUCUUCAGCGUCGGCCGGGUCCGCCUCGCCAGGGCCCGUCUCAGCGCCAACAUCAUCGGCAGUGGCAUUGGCCACAAAAGCCGUUUCCACAGUUACAUCAGUGGCAUCAACGUCCCGCGAAUCAUCAUACACUGCAGGACACAGCACCAGCGGAGCAAUGACAGUGAAGAAGAGAAAAAAACGAAGUUUUGGAAACAUUUUGAACUUUCUUUAAAACAUUUCUUUGCCAAAGAAAUCUAUUUUUUGUUUCGAACACAAUGGGAUCUUUUAUAAAUGCCGGGAAUAAUGCGAUGUCAAAGACUAACAAAUGGCACUUGAGGCCUUCCAGUUGGGCCUGAGUCUGAGCAAA
Molecule: messenger RNA, 1560 nt
Organism: Stomoxys calcitrans (stable fly)
Lineage: Eukaryota; Metazoa; Arthropoda; Insecta; Diptera; Muscidae
Product: mucin-5AC-like
Exons: 2
Source: RefSeq, a predicted model, not a curated record